Molecule: messenger RNA, 1893 nt
Organism: Suillus fuscotomentosus
Lineage: Eukaryota; Fungi; Basidiomycota; Agaricomycetes; Boletales; Suillaceae
Exons: 4
Coding region: 1-1893 (630 amino acids)
Source: RefSeq, a predicted model, not a curated record
AUGAAAGGGAAUUCGCACCUGAUCAUAUGCUCGGUGAAAUCGCAGACUCAUUUUCCCCCCUUCAGUCGCACACACUCGCCUCCUGAUCUGGACAAUGCCACUUUGAAAAUUCGCCGUGUAACUGUUGAGGAAGUCGAAGACGAAGAUGGCACAUAUAACAGGCGCUUUUUUGAAAGCUACCCUAAUGCUGGCCGGCCAAUAGAAGAGGGAAAGACUGUGUUUGAAAGCUAUUGUCAGCACAAGGAGGAUGAGGGCGAGGAUGUCUGGGCACCUUUUGCUGACGAGGAAGAGUGGAGACUAGCCGAAUGGAUGAUCAAAAAUCUUGGUCAGACACAAACAGAUGAAUAUCUGAAAUUACCCAUAACCAAAAAUCGAACGAAGCCAUCAUUUCACAACAAUCAGACAUUCCUCAAGAGGGUGGAUGAGCUCCCGCAUGGCGCUUCGUGGAGUUGCAAGAAAGUGAUGGUGCAAGGAAAUCGGGAAGACGAGGAUGGGCGGUCAUUGAGUGAAGAGGUUGAAAUCUGGAUGCAAGAUCCUGUAGAGUGUGUCAAAGAUCUUAUUGGGAAUCCGUCAUUCAAAAACCAUAUGGCAUACGCACCAUCACGAGCAUACAAGGACAAAGGAGGUAGUGAACAGCUCAUAGAUGACAUGUGGAUGGCUGAUUGGUGGUGGGACAAGCAGAAAGAACUGCCCGAAGGAGCAACCUUGGCACCUAUUAUUCUGGCCUCUGACAAGACAUUGUUAUCACAAUUUCGAGGCGACAAAUCUGCUUGGCCCAUUUACCUAUCAAUCGGCAACAUCGCAAAAGAAAAGCGACGACAAACAUCUGCCUGGGCAACAAUCCUCAUUGGGUACCUACCAGCCACAAAACUCGACUGCUUCACCUCUGACGCAUGUUCCCUGGCUGGAUACCAACUUUUUCAUCACUGUUUGUCUCUGCUGCUGGAACCUCUCAUUGCAGCUGGUCGGGAUGGUGUGGAAAUGGUGUGUGCUGACUCCUUCAUUCGGCGAGUGUACCCCAUACUGGCUGCAUAUGUCGCAGAUUUCCCUGAACAGUGCCUUGUUGCAUGCUGUAAGGAGAAUCGUUGCCCUAAGUGUUUGGUUGCGGCUGAUGAGCGGGGCAACCCACUAAACUCGUUGAUGCAGGACCCGGAGUCAACAAAAGAGACGCUAGAGAGACGGAGGAAUGGUCGGCACCCUGUAGAAUUCGACGAGGAUGGGCUGCGUGCCAUGUAUAGGCCAUUCUGGGGCAAUUUACCCCACACCAACAUCUUCACAGCUUUCACACCAGACUUCCUCCACCAGCUGCACAAAGGAGUCUUCAAAGACCACCUUGUGAAGUGGUGUCUCGACAUUGCGGGCGAGGAUGAAAUUGAUGCCCGCUUCAAGGCCAUGCCUGACUACCCAGGUCUUCGUCAUUUUAAGAAAGGUAUAUCUAGUGUCAAACAGUGGACAGGAACGGAACACAAGGAGAUGCAACAUAUCUUUGUUGCAUUAAUUGCUGGCGCAGUACCAAGUCGAGUCGUUGUUGUUGCACGGGCCAUACUGGACUUUUGCUAUUAUGCACAACUGCAUACACAUACGAGCGAAUCCCUGGACGGUCUCGAAAACACACUCACAGUAUUUCACGUGCACAAGGAUGUGUUGAAGGAACUUGAUGUUCACGAUCAUUUAAACAUUCCGAAGCUGCAUCAAUUGUCUCACUAUGUCCAGUCAAUCAAAUUGUUCAGGGCUGCUGAUGGAUUCAACACCGAGCUUCCUGAGCGCCUGCACAUCGACUUCGCUAAAGAAGCUUACCGUGCGAGCAACAAGCGUGACUAUGAGGAACAAAUGGCGUUAUGGCUUCAACGCCAGCAUCAGGGAAAACCUCCCACAGGAAUUUUGAAAAUGUGA